AUGACCAAUACUCAAUGGCCUUUAUCACAGCCUCCUCUAUACGCAUUUUCGAACGUUACACGCGAGGAAUUGGAAUAUGCGGAGCUUGCAAUCAUCGAUAUUUCGAAGGCGUCUACCGAAACUGGUCGAGCAGAGCUUGCCUCCCAAGUGUACCAGGCUAUGAACCAGCAAGGGUUUUUCUACGUCGUGAACCAUGGCUACACCUCAGAGCAGACUUCCAGAAUCUUCAGCAUUGCGAAGAUGGCCUUUGACGAUGUUGACAAAUCAGAGAAGGAAUUAUACGUCGGGAAGUCUACCGAGGUCUAUCAGGGAUAUAAACCGAAGCAGACCUGGCUCAUCAACAAUAACAUCCGUGACCAAAUCGAGCAUUACAAUAGUUUGCUGACCUUUGCCCUUGACUUCGACGUUAGACUGACAUUAGCGAUGCUACUGACUCGGGGAUUGGAGCUUCCGGAACAUACCUUAGUCCGUCAGCACCAAUUCGACGCUGAAGGAGAAUCUGCAGUUCGAUUUAUGAAGUAUUUCCCUCGCACAGAAGAGGAAGAAGCAAAAACAAGGCAUGUGUGGUUGAAGGGACAUCAUGAUAUCGGAUGUUUAACCGUCCUCUGGUCUCAACUUGUCGGCGGCUUGCAAAUUUUAUCCCCCAAUGGCAAAUGGAGGUGGGUUAAGCAUAUAGACAACGCGCUGCUGAUCAAAGAACACCAGGUUAUAAACGCGGGAGAUGGACUGGACUUUUUGUGUGGGGGUUAUUAUCCUCCCACUCGCCAUCGAGUCAUCCGACCACCCGCCGAUCAAGCAAAAUGUACUCGCCUUGGAGUAUUCUACUUCUAUUUUGCGGAUGAUGACGUCCAACUCGUUCCGCACGCAGAAAGUCCCGUCUUACAAAGGGUAGGUAUUAAACAGUUUCUGAAACCUGGUGACGUUGCUCCGACUAUGAAGGAAUGGAGAAAGAAUCGAGUCAGAUCGUACGGACAUACAAAGCUGACAGAAGGAGCUGAGAAGGGCACAGAGGAGGAGAUCGUAUGCGGUGUCGUCGUAAAGCAUUAUACUUAG
Messenger RNA from Desarmillaria tabescens, 1053 nucleotides. RefSeq lists its product as uncharacterized. Lineage: Eukaryota; Fungi; Basidiomycota; Agaricomycetes; Agaricales; Physalacriaceae. The record is from RefSeq and is a predicted model, not a curated record. Gene Ontology annotation, molecular function: 2-oxoglutarate-dependent dioxygenase activity. The coding region runs from base 1 to 1053 and encodes 350 amino acids. The transcript is spliced from 10 exons.